This is a messenger RNA of Cryptomeria japonica (Japanese cedar), 2025 nucleotides long. RefSeq names its product probable E3 ubiquitin-protein ligase BAH1-like 1. Bases 415 to 1446 code for a protein of 343 amino acids. The record is from RefSeq and is a predicted model, not a curated record. NCBI's taxonomy places the organism in Eukaryota, Viridiplantae, Streptophyta, Pinopsida, Cupressales, Cupressaceae. The transcript has 6 exons.
UCUGGGGCUAGUUGUCUUGUCUAAAUCUUCUUAGCUUAAAAAAUGACGAUUUUAAAGCUGCCUAAUUCUUUUAUUUUUCCCCUGUAAAAUACAUGUAAAAUACAGUUUCCAUUUUAUUGGUUUUUAUUUGUAGUUUUAUUUGUACGGGUGAAAUGUCCCGCCAUGACAAUACUUUUUUUCCAGACGGCAUUACUUCCUCGUCAUAACUGCCAAAUCAUACGUGUAAUCUGUUCUGUAACGGCGCUGAUAAACACAGCGGCGCGAUUUCUUUGCAACAGAUAUGUUCUGUGUCCAGUUUGACGUCUUUCGCGGGAUUCUUCUUUUUUGCUUCAAACCAAGUAUUUUCAUGUGUUCAGUAAAGAAUUUCUAGUGUCAAAGUCUGGUAAAAGAAAAUAUCUAUCGUAAAAUUCUGCGAUGAAGUUCUGUAAGAGGUAUAGAGAGUACAUGCAGGGGCUCCAAGAUCAACUGCCUGGAGUCUCAUUUAAGAAAUUCAAGAAAGUUCUCAAACAGUGCACUGUAAUAGAUCAUAAGCAAGGCGGCAAAAGAAUUGCUUCCGAUGCAGCGACCAGCUCAGGAGAGCUCAAUAAUGACAAUAAUAGCAGAGACGGAGUUGGCCUGCUAAUUAGGUGUCCCAAUCCCACUUCUUGCCCUAUCUGUGACCAGAAUUUUUUCCCAUUAUUGCUGGCUGAAAUGGCUGCCGUGGUUUGUUACUUCAAUGCACGGGCAAAGCAAUUAUUAGACUUGCACCUUGCCUCUGGAUUUCAGAAAUUUCUUAAAUGGAUGACAGGUAAAUUUGCUGGUAAGCAGGUAGCGAUGAUUCAAGAGGGCAACAAUUUGGUAAGCUAUGCUUCCAUCAACGCCCUGGCCAUUCACAAAAUACUUAAAAAGUAUGACAAGAUUCACUACUCAAAGCAGGGACGAGAAUUCAGAACUCAUGCACAGAUUAUGCAAAUGGAGAUUCUUCAUUCUCCAUUAUUGAAUGAGCUUAUUGCCUUCCACACGAACUUGAUGAAUGACAGUAAUAAUCUAGCAUCUGUUUCUGGGGAAUGGUCACUCACCUUUGAUGGUGGGAAGCCAUCUUUGUCUUGUAUCCUUCUUGAUUCACUCAAGAUCGAUAUUGACUUGACUUGUUCUAUAUGCCUGGAAACUCUAUUUGACCCAGUUUCCUUAAAAUGUGGCCAUAUGUUCUGCUACAGUUGUGCUUGUGCUGCUGCAUCAGUCACAAUCAUUGAGGGUUUAGAGAGAGCAAAUCGUACAUCCAAAUGCCCUCUAUGCCGACAGGAAAGCGUUUUCACAGAAGCUGUGCGAUUGGUGGAGUUGAAUAUUUUACUGAGUAAAAGAUGUGAGGAAUAUUGGGAGCAGAGACUUCAGAGGGAAAGAAUAGAGCGUCUCCAGCAAGCAAAGAAACACUGGGAAGAUCAAUGCAGAGCUUUCAUGGGACUUUGAACCUAAAUUUUUCCAUCCUGUUGGUCUUCAGCCGCUCCAUAAUUCAGAUUUCAGAAUUUCAGUUAUGAUGUUGAGUUUGGUCUUUGUCUGCAUUCAAAUAGGCAAAUAUGUAAAGUCCCCACCUGUUGAGGAUGUAGAAUGCCCUUUUAAAUCUAAGGUUUCUGCAGGAAGACAUUUUUCUUUUUCUCGAUACUACCUACUUCUUUGCUAAUUCAAUCCUGAAACAACUUAUAGAAAGGGUACAACAUAUGGGAUUCAGUAAUUUGCAAAUUCAAAGCGAAAGGAACACAACAAUAAUGAUAUUUUGUCUUCUGUCUUCAGUGGAUCAUAUCAGAAAAUGAUGCGACAUGCAAAGUUACUGGAGAACAGAGACAUAUUAGUAUCUAAAAUCAUUGCUUCAAAGAGGAAGUGUGUGGUGCAUUUCAAUAAAGUAGUUUUGAUUUCUGGAACUUAAACCAAGUGACCAUUAGUUUAGAAACUGUUCUUUAAGCUCAUUGAAUGUGAGGAUGUAAUUUCUUGAUCUAAUUUGUUAAAAGAUGAUUCCAAUUGAAUGCUUAAUGUGUACUUUAUUUUUCCGAA